AUGGCGUCCAGACCCCAGCUCGUUACGAACAGGGAGUUGUUCACUGCGUCGCCGCCGCCGAUGACCCCUUCGUCUCCCGUGAACCCGACGACGAGUUCCGAUCGGCCAACUCCACGGGUCUACUUCCGGCGCGAGAGCCUGGCAGUGGCCGGUGCGCGCCGCUCCUCGUUCUACAACUCGUACUCUCCGUCGUCGCCCAUCGCAGUCGCUGCGAGACGACGCUCCGGCUCUGGUUCUUUCGGUUCUGCACCCAGCUCCAGCUCGUUCUUAGCCCGUCCCGAGCGACUCGGCACGUCUGGGUUCGGCGUGAGUUUCCGUAACGCGUUCGCGUCGCCGCUCGACGAGGAGACGAUCGAGGAGAUCUCGAGUGGCGAACUCUCCCCAGGCUCAACGACCCCGGCAUCCCGAAUCCCUGGCCAGUCGCGCACUCUGCCGAUUCCGCGCCGCCGACGAUCGAGCGUGAUAGGCCAGGUCCACUGGCUGCCUGGCGGAGCGGGCGGCGAGACAGGUGAUGAGCCUGGUGUCGACGUUCGUAGCGCCCGCGACCAGGAGGCAUACGGGCACUUGAAGUCGAACACGUCGAUUACUGUCAUCGACUACUCGUCAGACCCAGACGCCGAAGACACCAAUGUCCGCAUUGACUUUCCCGGCUCCAAGCUGGCCAGCUGGUUGAACAGUCACGCGGGAAAGCGGCCACUCGGCGACGACGGCAAACCCCUCGGUGUCCGCUGGAUACAUGUCACCGGUCUCAACUGGGAGGUCAUGAAGACGCUCACGCUGCGCUACCAACUCCAUCCGCUCGCAGUCGAGGACGCACUGCGCUCCAGCCGCUCACCGAGAUCCAAGAUUGACUACUACCGAACCCACAUGUACCUCCAGAUCCUAGUGCAGAACAUUCACGGACCGGAUAAGGACGCACUCACGAAGGCGACGGCCGAGUUAGCGCAGGGCGAAGAGGGGAGACAAUGCUGCGACGACGCGGACCACGACCACGACCAUAGGGUCGACGACAUUGAGACGGUCGCGCCCAAGAAGCAGCGCUGGUGGCAUACCCACCCUGAGGGCCAGAUCCGGCUCCCCGAGGGCGUGGACGCGGUCUUCGGUCCUACGAUGCCCGGUCAGCAGCGCCGCAAGAAGGACAAGGACAAGACUCACACCGAGGCACCGUCCGAGGUGGAUAUGACCGAGACGCACAGGAUGGUGGUCGACCAGCUCGCCGCGUCGUACAUGGUGCCUAUUCGGAAGGGCAUCAUCUCGGCGUUCAUGAUGCGCGAUGGUCUCAUCAUCACAAUGUGCGAGAACGAUAUGAGCGAGGCUCUCGAACCCAUCUACGAGCGUGUCGAGGAUGAACACUCGCUCCUCCGCCGCAGCGGCGACGUGAGCAUGCUCGCACAGGCACUCCUCGACGUGACGGUCGACCUGAGCAUUGAGAUUGCGCAGGCGUUCGAAACCGAGAUCCUCAAGGCUGAGAGCCAGGUGCUCGUAUUCCCGCAACUCGAGUUCGUACGCCGCCUCUUCAUCGUACAGGCGCAAAUCACGCGUUUCCGCCGCCAACUCACCCCGCUCUUGUACGCGUGCUACAUAAUCCGCGACCAGGAUACCGCUCGCUCCGCCGCCGCUGGCGAACUCACUCACCCCCGCGGUCGGCGCACCAACUCGAACGCGACGACCGCAAGCCUGAGCGCGAUGGGUGCGGGAAACGGUGCGGGAAACGGGAACGGGGUAGGCGCGCCUCUGCCAACCAUGGGCCUUGGUCCGUCGCAGGGCAUUUCGCCUCACCUCGCUGCUGGACCACAGGGCAUCCCUAACAUCCACGGACUUCAUGGCGGCAACGCCGCCGUACCUGGCUUUGCGAUUCCUGGCCUAGCGCCUGCCGGCGCAGGCACUGCUGCGGGUCUUGGUGGCGGCUUUGGCGGCCUUGGUGGAAUGCCUGGUAUGCCGCUUGCCCCGAACGUUGCGAUUCCGGGCUCGGGAACCUGUGCCGACAUGCCGCCAUCCGUCAUCCCGGAGGAGGGCGAGUGGCCGCCUAGCAGGCGCACACCAAGCCCGCGCGAGGGUAACGGCAACUCUACUCCACGAUCCAACAUCCCGACACCAGCGAACAAUGCCACAGUCGCUGCGAACGCGGCAACAGCAGCAGCCGUGAACUCGGGCCACGCGUACAUGGCGCAAGGGUACUUCUCGCUGCUGAGCAAGGUGUACAUGAACGACAUUAUUGACCAUCUCGAAAUGGUCGUGGGCUCGUCGGAGCAGUUUGUCGGCACGUGUGACCACCUCACAGACUACGUAUUCAACGUCCUCUCCUUCCAGACCAACAACAGCAUGGAGCGUCUGAGCAUUGUGACUGUGAUUUUCCUUCCUCUUACUUUUAUCUCAUCAUACUUUGGCAUGAACUUCACCGACUUCCCGGCCCUCGAGACAGACGUAUGGAACGGGUUCUGGAAGUACGCCGCGCCUCUGACCAUCGCCUUCUUUGUCAUCUUCUCCUUCUCGUACAUCCGGACCGGGUGGGAAACGCUCCGGCGCCGCCUCGAGCGCCGGCAGCGCGAGCGUGCGAUGCUAGGCCGACGGUUCUCGUACGAAAAGCUAUAG
Cutaneotrichosporon cavernicola is the source of this 2592-nucleotide messenger RNA. RefSeq lists its product as uncharacterized. Gene Ontology annotation, biological process: transmembrane transport; metal ion transport. Gene Ontology annotation, cellular component: plasma membrane. NCBI's taxonomy places the organism in Eukaryota, Fungi, Basidiomycota, Tremellomycetes, Trichosporonales, Trichosporonaceae. The coding region runs from base 1 to 2592 and encodes 863 amino acids. The record is from RefSeq and is a predicted model, not a curated record. The transcript has 7 exons. Gene Ontology annotation, molecular function: cobalt ion transmembrane transporter activity; cobalt ion binding; magnesium ion binding.